This is a messenger RNA of Humulus lupulus (European hop), 794 nucleotides long. RefSeq lists its product as uncharacterized. NCBI's taxonomy places the organism in Eukaryota, Viridiplantae, Streptophyta, Magnoliopsida, Rosales, Cannabaceae. The record is from RefSeq and is a predicted model, not a curated record. The transcript is spliced from 2 exons. Bases 81 to 605 code for a protein of 174 amino acids.
GAGUUGCCAGACAAGAGAGUGAUAUACUUCAAUAUAAAUACAAACUCUUCAUCGAUAGAUAGCCCCUUCAGCAUUUGAAAAUGGCUAAUAACCCUGGAAAGGACACAACUCUGUCUGGGCAAGUAGGGUCAUGGAGAUGGUUAAAGAGCUUUCAAUUUAACAGAGAGCGAGACUCACCCGGUGAUGCCCGCAACGUUCUUCUAGUGGUGGCCGCCCUCAUCACCGCUGUCACCUUCCAAGCCGGAGUCAAUCCUCCCGGUGGCGUUUGGCAAGACACUAAUGACAAUCACACCGCCGGACAAGCCAUCUACGCCUCUCAGGGCUCGGCUUUCUACGUUUUCCUCAUAGCAAACACUUUGGCUCUCUCCUCAGCCAUCAUGGUCAUCAUAUCCCUUACUUACAGAUUCCCUCUUCAUUUCGAGGUGUGGUUCUCGACAAUCGCCAUGAUCGUCACGUACGCGUCGUCUAUUGUUGCAGUGACACCAGAGUAUGUGUAUUUUCGUUUUAUUUUAAUAGCAGCUGCUGGGCCUCUACUGGCACGGCUUUUAUGGGAGCUCAUCACCACGUGGAGAAUGAGUAAAAACAAUCUCAAUCUCGAUUGUUAAUAAGUCGUUUCCCAAGUAGUGUUUGAAGUCUUGUUUACAGAGACUCAAGUUUAUAUAAAGGGUUCUUAGUUUCUAAGAGUAUUUUAGCAUAUGUAAUAUGGGUAUUUUAACAUAUGUAUAUGUAUGAACGAAGGAAGUACGUAUCUACUUUAUAUUGGUUUCCAAUACUACAAGGACUAAUUAGGUAUA